Molecule: messenger RNA, 1947 nt
Organism: Hyphopichia burtonii NRRL Y-1933
Lineage: Eukaryota; Fungi; Ascomycota; Pichiomycetes; Serinales; Debaryomycetaceae
Gene: PUT2
Product: 1-pyrroline-5-carboxylate dehydrogenase
Exons: 1
Coding region: 102-1868 (588 amino acids)
Cellular component (GO): mitochondrial matrix
Molecular function (GO): L-glutamate gamma-semialdehyde dehydrogenase (NAD+) activity
Source: RefSeq, a predicted model, not a curated record
GAAAAAUUAUAUAAACAGGAAUCAGAUUCCGCCAGGUAUAUUAUUGAUUUGAAGAAUUUUCCAUUAAGUUAUUCAACAAGAGUUUGAACAUUAAGUUAGAAAUGUUGAGAACCACUACCCGUACUUUAAUUCGUACUGCUUCCGUUAGAGUUACUCCAAGUUUAACUCGUGCUAUUGCAAGAAAUGCUAGAGUUGGUGUUAGAUUUGCAUCCCAAUUAGCUCAUGCUAAAGUUCCACCAAAUUUGACCAAUGAGCCAGUUAAAAACUUUGGUAUCAAUGAUCAAAAAGACUGGGACUUAUUGAGAGCUUCUAUUACUAAAUUCACCGAUAACGGUGCUUUGGAAAUUCCAAUUGUUAUCAAUGGUGAAAAAAUUUAUGAUAGACCAACUAAACCUCAAGUCAAUCCAUCUAAACAUUCUCAAGUCUUGGCUAACGUUGCCCAAGCUUCUGAAGAAGAUAUUAAAGCUGCCAUUGAAGCUUCUAAAACUGCCAAAGCUAAAUGGGCUUCAGCUCCAUGGGCCGAUAGAGCAGCUGUCUUUUUAAAAGCCGCUGAUUUGAUUUCUACUAAAUAUAGAUACGAUAUGCUUGCUGCUACCAUGUUGGGUCAAGGUAAAAACGUUUUCCAAGCUGAAAUUGAUUGUAUUGCUGAAUUAAUUGAUUUCUUUAAAUUUAAUGUCAAAUAUGCUGAAGAAAUGUAUCAACAACAACCAAUUGAAUCAUCCCCAGGUGUUUGGAACAGAGCUGAAUACAGACCAUUAGAAGGUUUUGUUUACGCCGUUACUCCUUUCAACUUUACCGCCAUCGCUGGUAACUUAGUUGGUGCUCCAGCUUUAAUGGGUAAUACUGUUGUUUGGAAACCAUCUGCUACCGCUGCCUUAUCUAACUAUGUCUUAUUACAAAUUUUAGAAGAAGCUGGUUUACCAAAAGGUGUUAUUAACUUUAUUCCAGGUUCCCCACAAGAAGUUACUAAACACGUUUUGGAUGACCGUGCUUUCUCUGCUUUACACUUUACUGGUUCUACUGAUGUUUUUAAACAAUUAUACUCUAAGAUUUCUUCUAAUGUUGCUGAAGAUAAAUACAGAGAUUUCCCAAGAAUUGUUGGUGAAACCGGUGGUAAAAACUUCCAUUUAGUUCAUCCAUCUGCUUCUGUUGAUCAUAGUGUCUUAUCUACUUUAAGAGGUUCUUUUGAAUACCAAGGUCAAAAAUGUUCUGCCACUUCAAGAUUAUUUGUCCCAGAAUCCCUUUGGCCUGAAUUCCAAACCAAAUUAGGUGCUGCUAUGGAUAAUAUUACCAUUGGUAAUACCGCUGAACCAUCAAACUUACAAACUUUUAUGGGUCCAGUUAUUCAUGAACAAUCUUUUGAUAAAUUAGCUAAGGCUAUUGACCAAGCUAAAACUGAUCCAGAAUUAAAGAUUGUUAAAGGUGGUGAAUAUGAUAAAGAAGCUGGUUUCUUUGUUCAACCAACUGUAGUUGAAACUACUAAUUCAAACCAUCCAUUUUUAACUACCGAAUUCUUUGGUCCAUUAUUAACUGCUUAUGUUUAUCCAGAUGCUGAAUUUGAAAACAUUAUGGAAACCAUCGAUACCGCUACUAAAUAUGCUUUAACUGGUUCAAUCUUUGCUAGAGAUCGUGAUGCUCUUAGAUUAGCUGAAGAAAAAUUACGUUACUCAGCCGGUAACUUCUACGUCAACGAUAAAUGUACUGGUGCUGUUGUUGGUCAACAAUGGUUCGGUGGUGCUAGAAUGUCUGGUACUAACGAUAAAGCUGGUUCUGGUAAUAUCUUAAGUAGAUUUGUUUCAGUUAGAAAUAUUAAAGAAAACUUUUAUGAAUUAACUGAUUUCAAAUACCCAUCUAACUACAAAAACUAAGUUAAUUUAUUCAAUUCUUUAUUCAUGACUCGAAAUGUUGCCCUUUUAUAUUACUUAAUGUCAUUAAUCUCAUGUUUUA